AUGCAAGCCGCUGCUCCAAGCGCGGAUUCGUGGGGAGCUGGCAAGGGUGUGGCAGAGGUUGAGGUGACGUCCUUGUCGGAACUCGGUUCACAAGCCGUUGAUGCUUUGAACUUGUUCGUUGACAACCAAGACCCACCAGCCGCUGCCGCAGGCGCGGGUUCAGAUAGCUCGAGAUGGGCAGGAGCAGCCUCUAGUGCAGGAUCUGGCCCGACCAUCUUUCCGCCUUCCGUGAUGGAACACGAGGACAGAGACCUCGAGCUUGAAGAGCCCUUCGCUGGUCCAGCAGACCAAGAGGUUUUGGACGAUGCUGAGGCCAACCCUUUCGAUAGCCCCACAGCCGAAGGCCAACAGGCCCCCGUGGUUGAGCAUUCGUUAGGUGAUACCCAAGUGCAUCCCUCCCCUGACCAAGACCAUCCGGUCCCAGAGGAGACGACCUCGGCUAGUGCGAACGCCCCCAAUCUUGCAGACCAAGGCGAUCCAGCCCCUGCGGAGGAGGAGCCUGAAGAGUUCGUGCCACCCGAAACCCUAAUUGCCCAGGCCUCACCAACGCCUAAUAGUCCUCCCCUCUUCACUAACAACUUGUUCGAUCCUUUGGGUGAAGACGAGGACUCCUCAGCCGAGGAGGCAGUGAAUGAGGAGAUUGCCCAACGCAUUCAAGAGCAGUACGAUUUGGAGACUGCACUUAAGGAGUCCGCUCAAGCCGCAGGCGUUGAGCCUGAGCCAGCGGAUCUAGGUAUCGGUGAAGCCGCUGCCACUGGCGCGGGAAGGGGUGAGAGAGAUCGCACCCGACGGAGGGGGUGUCGUGCCGGGGCCAAGCGCGUUGCAGGCCGCGAGAACCUCUCCUAUGGGACGACGUGUGAAUACAUCAGUGCCCAACUUGGUGAUUCCACGUACGCACGGUUCGGCCGCCGCUUCAAUCUCCCUCACAUUCCCCCGCAAGUCGCGCGCAGGCAGUAUCCGGAGUGGUUCGGGUACGUCCUUCGCCAUUCCGACAGGACAGUGUUCAACUCCGAUUCGAAGGCCUCGUCUUCGGCCGCGCCUCCACGCGCCGAUCGGUCUCGAUCCGCUGCUCGACAGCCAGUGCCUCGACAGCAGGAGCGCCUUGGCGCCCUACGCUUGAGCGUUGAGGCCAAGGCCUCAAAAGCUAAGGCUGACGCAUCCAAUGCGCUGGGCGGAGCAGCUCUUCGUGGUGAUCUCGAGCAAGCAUUGUCGCAGGCAAAGCCAGAGGUCACGGUCGAGGAGGAGGAGGACGUGAGGCGCUCGAAUCAGAUCAGGACCAACCGACAACGAGUGCAAAAGCCGCUGCCUCUGGCGCGGAACCAGUUCGUCCGGUCGUUAUGA
This is a messenger RNA of Durusdinium trenchii, 1341 nucleotides long. Lineage: Eukaryota; Dinophyceae; Suessiales; Symbiodiniaceae. The record is from the annotation of a GenBank genome assembly.